AUGGUUCGUUUCUCAAAAGAAAUUUCGUAUCAAGAUGCUCAACCUCAAAGUACAAUUCUUAAACCUAUGCAAGGAAUGUUUCGAAAGGGAGUUCAAUACAACAUUAAUCGACUACAAGGAGACGCAUUUAAAGAAGAUUAUGUCACAACAUCACAAAUUCAAGUUGCAAAUAUACAAUGGAAUUAUAAUCAGACAAAUGAUGUCAUCAAAGUGGAAAUCUGGGAUGUAGUUGAUAAGGGAAUUAAUCCAACGUCUAGUAGUAAAAGACCUAAUUUAUCAAAUGGCACUGGACUAAAGAUAGAAAAUGAUCAAGUCGCAUCAACUUCACCCGUACAACAGGCAACAGAAUUAUCACCGGAUCAACUUACACUGGAUGCAGCAACAAUUAAUGUAUAUCGAAAUACUCACGGUAUAAUAUUAUUGUUUGAUAUAACAAAGACUUGGACAUUUGAUUAUGCUAUUAAAGAAUUAAAAUCGAUCCCAGUGAAUAUGGCCGUAUUGCUUUUAGGUAAUUUUAGUGAUCUAAGUUCGCAACGUGCGAUCCCACAAUCACAAGUUUAUCAGGCUAUAGCAGAUUGUAAUAGACUUAGAGUGACUGAAUAUCCUACAGCAAACAUGGUUCGUUAUGUUGAAACAAGUAUGCUUAACGGAUUUGGACUGGAAUAUAUACAUAAAUAUUUUGGAGUUCCUUUCUUGCAAUUACAGAGAGACAUACUUCGACAACAAUUGGAAUUAAAGACAAAAGAAUUGGCUAUCCUUUUAGAUACACUUGAUAAUUGUGAACAAAUUCCAAGUUCUGCUCGAAAACUGCACAGUAUAUCAGAUAAUGUUGAUAAUGUUCCGGAAUCUAAACGUAUAUUUCAUAAACUUGAAAUGGAACAAGAUAUGUUGGUGCAAGAAAAAUCAUCUAUAAAAGAUCAAUGGGAUAAAGAUUAUCAAGAUUUUUCUCUACAAGAAUCUGGUGGUGAAAUUACGGGCGAUAUUGUAGAACCAAUAUCACCAAAGUUAAAUUUAGCUCAAAGCACUUCAACUUCGUUAAAAUCUAAAGGGCCUAAAGCAGCAACACCUAAUAUAGCUAUCAUUGAAGAAUUUGAUGCAGGACAACUUGAAGAUGAUUUCUUUGAUGAUACUCCUGAUCCAAGUUUUGCUCAACCCCCUAAUCAUCCACCUAAAGUUGAGGAACAGGAACAAGAUGAUUUGGAUUUAUCAAAUCCAAUGGUUACUGCUGACGAGGAUCUUGUUGGAGAUGUGUCGAAUGAUAUGGAAGAAACUGAAGAUGGUAAUAAAACUACGAAUAUUCGUCAGCCACCCAGCUUUAAUGAUGAUCUGAACGAUGUUUGGAAACGCCAAAAUAGUAAUGCUUCUGCUCUUAUUGUUAGCGAUAGUAGCGAUGAUGAUUUAAUAACAGGUGCAAAGCAGAUGAACUUACUGGAACGUAGGCCUUCGAAUGCAGCUUCUCUAAUUGAAAAAUCACGAUUGAGUCAAGAAUUAAGAGCCCUAAGAGAAGAAAGUAACUUUUUAGAUCCUGAAACAUCCAAAUAUCCGGAACAUGUUUUAUCAAUGAUUAAUAAUCCUUAUUUGGAAUCAGAUAACAUGGGAGUAUCAAACUCAUCACAAGGACAUCAUACUUUUGUAGAUUCAUCUUUUGACAUGGAAGAAUAUACACCUAUGACUUUCGGAACCCCAAGUGCAUAUGAAGAGAUAGGUGAAGGUCAAGAUAAUCCUUGGUUGGAAAGAGAAUCGAAUCAACAAGUUAAAGAUACGAACGUUUCUUCAACUACUCAUCAAUCACGUAAAGAAAUAUUUUUCAAUUCUCCAGUAGGACAAAAUUCCUCAACAGAUCAUCGAAAUCGUAAUUCAGAGUCGGCAAAAGGUGAAAUGCAUAAUCAACACCUUCACCUACAUCACCCUAAAUCAUUUGAUGAGGAAUUAAUAUCGUCUUCCCCAUGGGGAGGAUUGGAUAAAUCAAAUAUACAAAGUUCACAAAAUACAGAGGAUUCAUUAUUGGAUACUUAUAUCAAAAAUGAAGUAAACGGUGGAGUAAAUAUCAGAGAAAAGAAAACUAGUUCUAAAAAGGGAGUUACAAAAUAA
Molecule: messenger RNA, 2091 nt
Organism: Funneliformis mosseae
Lineage: Eukaryota; Fungi; Glomeromycota; Glomeromycetes; Glomerales; Glomeraceae
Source: the annotation of a GenBank genome assembly